Gavia stellata (red-throated loon) is the source of this 1272-nucleotide messenger RNA. RefSeq names its product musashi RNA binding protein 1 (gene MSI1). Gene Ontology annotation, molecular function: RNA binding. Gene Ontology annotation, cellular component: cytoplasm. NCBI's taxonomy places the organism in Eukaryota, Metazoa, Chordata, Aves, Gaviiformes, Gaviidae. Bases 58 to 1113 code for a protein of 351 amino acids. The transcript is spliced from 15 exons. The record is from RefSeq and is a predicted model, not a curated record.
CAGCGCUCAUCUGCCCCGGGAGUGCGGCGCCGCUCCUCGCAGGGAGAAGAGGUCCGAAUGGAGACAGACGGCAGCCAGCCCGGCCUCGCCUCCCCGGACUCCCCGCACGACCCUUGCAAAAUGUUCAUCGGGGGACUGAGCUGGCAGACCACGCAAGAGGGCUUGCGGGAGUACUUCAGCCAGUUCGGCGAGGUGAAGGAGUGCCUGGUGAUGCGGGACCCGCUGACAAAGAGAUCCAGGGGCUUCGGGUUCGUCACGUUCAUGGACCAGGCUGGCGUCGACAAGGUCCUGGCCCAAUCCAGACAUGAACUGGACUCCAAGACGAUUGACCCGAAGGUAGCGUUCCCCCGCCGAGCACAGCCCAAGAUGGUGACCCGAACGAAGAAGAUAUUUGUGGGUGGUCUGUCCGUGAACACUACUGUGGAGGAUGUGAAACAAUAUUUCGAGCAGUUUGGGAAGGUGGAUGACGCGAUGCUGAUGUUCGACAAGACAACCAACCGACACCGAGGUUUUGGGUUUGUCACAUUUGAAAGUGAAGACAUUGUGGAAAAAGUGUGUGAAAUCCACUUCCAUGAGAUCAACAACAAAAUGGUGGAGUGUAAAAAAGCCCAGCCAAAGGAGGUGAUGUCCCCAACGGGCUCGGCACGAGGGCGGUCCCGAGUCAUGCCUUACGGGAUGGAUGCCUUCAUGCUCGGGAUCGGCAUGCUGGGUUAUCCAGGCUUCCAAGCUGCCACCUACGCGAGUCGAAGUUACACUGGCAUUGCACCUGGCUACACUUACCAGUUCCCUGAGUUCCGUGUAGAGCGGACCCCUCUCCCGAGUGCCCCCGUCCUCCCUGAGCUCACAGCAAUCCCCCUCACUGCGUAUGGACCAAUGGCAGCAGCAGCGGCUGCAGCAGCUGUGGUGCGAGGGACAGGUUCCACCCCCAGUCGCACAGGUGGAUUUCUGGGCACCACCAGCCCUGGGCCGAUGGCAGAGCUUUAUGGAGCCGCCAACCAGGACUCAGGGGUCAGCAGUUACAUCAGCGCUGCCAGCCCAGCCCCGAGCACCGGCUUUGGCCACAGCCUAGGGGGUCCCUUGAUUGCAACAGCUUUUACCAAUGGGUAUCACUGAAGCUGGGGACCAAGGAGGCAGGAGAUUCCCCAGGGACCGAACAGAGGACAGCGGCUGGAGGAUCUGGUGAGCCUCGGGGGAUGAGCCAAGGUUACCUUUUUCUUGAAUCAAACUGCACACUGCCGGCUGGCUGCCAGGCUCCUGCCGCCCUGCCCUGAU